Girardinichthys multiradiatus is the source of this 1949-nucleotide messenger RNA. RefSeq names its product lymphocyte activation gene 3 protein-like. The coding region runs from base 316 to 1707 and encodes 463 amino acids. Gene Ontology annotation, biological process: positive regulation of ERK1 and ERK2 cascade; T cell activation; interleukin-15-mediated signaling pathway. The transcript is spliced from 9 exons. The record is from RefSeq and is a predicted model, not a curated record. Gene Ontology annotation, cellular component: external side of plasma membrane; membrane raft. Gene Ontology annotation, molecular function: protein tyrosine kinase binding; MHC class II protein binding. NCBI's taxonomy places the organism in Eukaryota, Metazoa, Chordata, Actinopteri, Cyprinodontiformes, Goodeidae.
GGCAGUGGGUGUAGAAGAGCUGUGGUUCAAGGUUGAAGGAACAUGACUCAAAUGUUUCCAGGCUGACAAAGCCAGACCGCAUCAAAGUCUCCCUUGUAGCUGAAUUCACAUGAUCUGCAGAGGAACUACCCAACUCUCUGCCUCCACUCGCACCCACGAGCUCAUAUAUAAACCUCCCCAAGCUGAACAGGAAAAAAGCACGAGAGAGCACGUCUGUGAAGGACUGCAACAGCAUUUAGGAGGUGAAGAAAAGACUGAAUCUGGUCAUAUUCGAAGGAUUUAUUUUAACUGAGGGUUAUAAUUUGAAGCUGCCAAAUGAUGCUGGUGGAGAGUGUCAUCUGUGGGGUGAUAUUCCUUCUCACAAAAGGAGCUAGAUGUGAGGUGACAGAGCUGAUUGCUGAGGCAGGUUCUCAGGUUGUGUUGCCCUGUAAAUGUGAAGCACCACAAUGUGAUCCUGCUGCCAUCACCUGGGGCAAGGACAACAAAGGCACAGUUUGGAGAAAGCAAAGCAGCGGUCUGCAGUACUGGGGCUCUUACUGGUUUGGGAAGGGGGAUACACGGGUCCGAUGCCCGCACUCAGAGUUUGCCAAAGGGGACUACAGCCUCCAGAUAAACGGUCUGAAGGAGGAGGACGGAGGUCUUUACACAUGCAAAGUGGAUCUCAGAGGCCAUGUUACAAACAAAAAAGUAAUGCUCCGAGUCCUUCAAGUGUCUAUUUCUCCAUCGGCCCCAAUGUGGGGGGAGCUCGUGUCCGCCCAAUGUACUUUGACGCCUCGGCUUGACGGUGCUGUAGUACAGUGGAUGUUGAACAGUUAUCCACUUGGGCCAAACACUGCAGGUGUCACAAACCUGAAUGAAGGACGUCUAACAGCAAAGGCGGUGGAUAAACUGGCAGGAACCUGGACUUGUUCUAUCCACAAGUCCAAAAAUGUAUGGAAAGCCUCAGUGGAGCUCUCUGUAAAAGGAAUAAUCCAGCCACCCAAAGACGACACCAAGCUGUAUGCCGCGUUGGGGUCUCCGUUCACGAUGCCCUGCGUGUUCUCCCCUGGGCUUUCCCCCACAAGUACUCUGGUGGAGAAACUGAACCGCAGAAUACAUCAAGUUUUUAACAACCGUUCUGCUUCUUCAUCCUCCUGGGACAAGUCUAUCAUAAUCCAGGAGGUUGUGCCUGAAAAUGAGGGCAAGUACACAUGCACAGGGAUCACGAAAGGACAAAGACUGACUCGGACUAUGCACCUCGUUGUCGCUAAAAUUGUCUUGUCAAAGAAGAAAGGCUCCAUGAUGUUGAGCUGCCAACUGUCCGACUCAAGCGAAGUCACUGACUAUGAGUGGGUCCAUGUGAGCUACGACAUCAAUGGCACCGAAUCGGUCGGGCCAAUCCUGCGUGGACAAACGGUUUCUGUGAAGGAGAGCGGGGGUGAAUGGAUGUGUCGUUACAUUGGGAAAAACGGCGUUUUGGGGAACGUGACCACCCAAGUUCCUUUUAUGGCUGGUCUGAGUGGGGAAAAAUCAUCAGGCGUCUCAAGUAACACCGGCACCGUGGUUGGGCUCAGCUUUCUCCUUGUCAUUCUGUUGUUGAUCCUUGCUCAGAUGUACAAGAAUCAUCAAAGGAGGAAAAAGAUCUUACAGUACCCUGCGCUGGAAACCAUCGUUCACACCGUCUCCAACGAGCGUGAGGAGAGAGAAAAGAACCGUGUGAAAGAGUGAUAAAACCCAUCAUAGCAGAGAUGUUUGCAGGAAGAUAUUCCCAGCCCUACUUUGUAGCAAAAUGUGGUUUUCCAUGCAAAAACUUACAGUCUUACAUUUGCACAGAUUUUGUAAAUAACCUGAUAGCAGACUUUGUAGCAGGAACUAUAAAAGAAUUUAAACUGUAAUUAUACUUUAUUUUAGCUGUAAAUAUUGUUGAUUAUUGUGUGGAUUGUUUUGCCCGUUGGGAGCCAAGUGUUUGA